This is a messenger RNA of Rubroshorea leprosula, 1058 nucleotides long. The record is from the annotation of a GenBank genome assembly. Lineage: Eukaryota; Viridiplantae; Streptophyta; Magnoliopsida; Malvales; Dipterocarpaceae.
CUAUCAUUCUCUACUCAUUCCUUCUUUCUUCCAUAUAAUCCAUAUACUGCCUGCCUGCCUGCCUGCCUGCUGUUGUUCACAAUCAGAGAUUGCAAUAUGAUACAGCUAUUGUAUACAGUGAUCCUGACCCAAGUGGGUAUUAUCCUCACCUUGCUCUUCAAAACUCCUCUUCGGAAGCUCGUAAUCAUGGCUUUGGAUCGGGUCAAGCGAGGGAAGGGUCCGGUCGUCGUCAGCACUGUUUCCGGCACCGUCUCCGUCGUCUUCGUCUCCAGCCUCUACAGCAUGGUCAAGAUCCAGCGCCGAACCGUUGAGGCUGGUACUGUCAAUCCCACUGACCUCGUCCUCAUGUCCAAGCACAUGCUCGAAGCGUCUCUUAUGGGAUUUGUGUUAUUCCUUGGAUUGAUGAUUGAUAGAUUGCACCAUUAUAUAAGAGAACUUCGACUGCUUAGGAAGACAAUGGAAGUUGCAAAGAAGCAAAACCAAGGCUCUGAGGAUGGGAAAAGUGGUCAUGCAGAAGAGGCCAAAGCCUUAAGAGAAGAGAUCUCUGUGCUGAAGACCAAGGUGAAGAAGUUAGAAUCUGAGUGUGAAACCAAAGCGAAUGAGGCAAAAGUUGCCCAGGCUGAAGCAGAGGCUGUUAGGAAACAGUCAGAAGGCUUCCUUCUAGAGUAUGAUCGCUUGCUGGCAGACAAUCAAAACCUUCAUAGUCAGUUGCAAUCAAUUGACCAAAAUUUAUCAGAAUCUGAAGGCAAGAAGAAUAUGUAAACAACCUGCGAAAGAACAAAUUUCCUUACUUCCAAGCUAUGUAGAUUAAGGAAAGGAAGAGUGAUUUUGUGGGACAGGGUUAGUUUGUGUAUACAAUGGACUUGUUAUAUGAUUUUCCUAUGACUUGGCUUUUUAUUUAGUUUGUAUUUCACAUGCCCUAUACCCUAACCUACCCUAUGAUGAGUUUGUUUUGCAGUACUUUGAUUUACCAUAUGUUGAGCUUUUAGCAUUUUGAAAUUAACACUAAGCUUCUGAUCUCUAUCCUACUUCAUCUGUGGGAAGGAUUGCCCAUGGGG